Oncorhynchus masou masou (cherry salmon) is the source of this 1182-nucleotide messenger RNA. RefSeq names its product arginine and glutamate-rich protein 1-B-like. The record is from RefSeq and is a predicted model, not a curated record. Lineage: Eukaryota; Metazoa; Chordata; Actinopteri; Salmoniformes; Salmonidae. The transcript is spliced from 2 exons. The annotation marks the transcript as partial.
AUGGGCCUCCUGGUGAAGGGGAUAGGCCUCCUGGUGCAGGAGAUGGGCCUCCUGAAACGGGUAGAGAGCAGCAGAGACAAGCAGGCCAGUUUAAACCCUAAAGAGAAACGGGUAGAGAGCAGCAGAGACAAGCAGGCCAGUUUGAACCCUAAAGAGAAACGGGUAGAGAGCAGCAGAGACAAGCAGGCCAGUUUGAACCCUAAAGAGAAACGGGUAGAGAGCAGCAGAGACAAGCAGGCCAGUUUGAACCCUAAAGAGAAACGGGUGGUGAGCAGCAGAGACAAGCAGGCCAGUUUGAACCCUAAAGAGAAACGGGUAGAGAGCAGCAGAGACAAGCAGGCCAGUUUGAACCAUAAAGAGAAACGGGUAGAGAGCAGCAGAGACAAGCAGGCCAGUUUGAACUAUAAAGAGAAACGGGUAGAGAGCAGCAGAGACAAGCAGGCCAGUUUGAACCAUAAAGAGAAACGGGUAGAGAGCAGCAGAGACAAGCAGGCCAGUUUGAACUCUAAAGGGAAACGGGUAGAGAGCAGCAGAGACAAUCAGGCCAGUUUGAACUCCAAAGAGAAAUGGGUAGAGAGCAGCAGAAACAAGCAGGCCAGUUUGAACCAUAAAGAGAAAUGGGUAGAGAGCAGCAGAGACAAGCAGGCCAGUUUGAACUCUACAGGGAAACGGGUAGAGAGCAGCAGAGACAAUCAGGCCAGUUUGAACCCCAAAGAGAAACGGGUAGAGAGCAGCAGAAACAAGCAGGCCAGUUUGAACCCUAAAGAGAAAUGGGUAGAGAGCAGCAGAAACAAGCAGGCCAGUUUGAACCAUAAAGAGAAAUGGGUAGAGAGCAGCACAGACAAGCAGGCCAGUUUGAACUCUAAAGGGAAACGGGUAGAGAGCAGCAGAGACAAGCAGGCCAGUUUGAACCCUAAAGAGAAACGGGUAGAGAGCAGCAGAGACAAGCAGGCCAGUUUGAACCCUAAAGUGAAACGGGUAGAGAGCAGCAGAGACAAGCAGGCCAGUUUGAACCCUAAAGAGAAACGGGUAGAGAGCAGCAGAGACAAGCAGGCCAGUUUGAACUCUAAAGGGAAACGGGUAGAGAGCAGCAGAGACAAGCAGGCCAGUUUGAACUCUAAAGGGAAACGGGUAGAGAGCAGCAGAGACAAGCAGGCCAGUUUGAACCCUAAAGAGAAAUGG